AUGGUCCUAUUACCUCGUCUGCAGCUAUUUGAGAUUGAAGACUUGAGUUGGUGCCCAGCAUGGCUGCGCGAGUAUUCACACAAAUCACUCCACCACAUGUGGAACACGGUUGGGCCUCGCCGAAAAUCGUCGACCGCAGCCCAGGCCUGCGACGUAUUGGUAUCGAAGCUGCUACUGGGCCCCGGGGACUAUACAUUCAUCGAUUGCUGUGCAGGUGCUGGUGGGCCAACUCCCAUCCUGGAAAGAGUCCUCAACCACAGGUUGAGUAUACUUGACAGAGCACCCGCCAAGUUCGUGCUGGCGGAUCUAUACCCUGACUGGAAGGCCUGGGCCAGGAUCACACAACAAAGCAAACACAUUAGCUUUAUCGACAAGCCAGUUGACGCGACCACCGUUGGAAGAUAUAUCGACGAGGAUACGCCGGAAUGUCGGCUCUAUAACCUGUGCUUUCAUCAUUUUGGCGAUGACACCGCAUCAAAGGUUCCAAGAAGCUCAAUAGAAGGAUGCGAAGCUUUUGUAAGAGCCAUCGUCAACAACUUUGGCGCCGCGGGCGGCAACACGGGAAUUCUGCUGGAAGACGCGCCGGUAAGACCUGAGUGCACUAAAGUCGACCCAAGAGGCGUUCAUCUCGUUUCUGUGUCGGCCAAGAGUGGCAACUCUGUUCAAGGCAACCUCAGGAACUUGCUCAGAUGUCUGAAGCAGAAUCCGCAUGUCGAUUUGGGGCAGUUAUCGUACACAACCACGGCCCGUCGAAUGCAUCAUCAGCACCGCGUCAUGCUAUCUGGCUCGCGUGUCGAAGAGCUUUGUACGCAGAUUGAGACGGCCCUUCAGAAUAACGCAGCUGCGACGAGGCCUAAGCGUGGCCCGAAGUUCCUCUUCACUUUCACUGGUCAGGGUGCACAGUUUCCCGGCAUGUGCAAGGAGCUUCUGACCAAUAUUGGCUUCUUCCGCAAGGAGGUGCAUCAGCUGGAUCAAAUCUGCCAAAGCUUAGGCUUCCCUUCGAUUCUACCGGUUAUCGAAGCUGAUACGGAGCAAGAUAUCAACACAUUCACACCUGUCACUGUGCAGCUGGCAAACACCUGCCUUCAGAUCGCAUUAGGAAAGCUGUGGGCAUCGUGGAACAUUACCCCUGCUGCCAUUGUGGGCCACAGUCUCGGCGAGGGCUCGGUCGAGGAGAUUACGGCCGCUCUGGGAGAUGCUAGGCACACCAUCGAGUUUGCUUGCAUAAACUCGCCCGUUGAGACCGUUCUCGCCGGGACCAAGGAGGCUAUCUCUGAGGUGGCGACCAUUCUCACCUUCACCGGAGCAAAGACGACUCCCCUGCACGUCCCGUACGCCUUCCACUCGAGUCAACUAGACCCCAUGCUUCCGGAUCUGAUGGAAGUCGCCCGGAGCGUCACCUUCUGCAAGCCCACCCUGCCUGUGCUGUGCCCGUUGGAUGGCAGUAUUGUUGAAGGUGAUGGGACUUUCGGCCCCGAAUACUUAGUCCGCCACUCUCGCCAGGCCGUCAACAUGAUGGAGGCGCUCAUGGCAGCACGCAGCGGAAAGAUCGUCAACGACACCACCAUGACGCUCGAGAUUGGUCCCCACCCAGCCAUAGGCGGCAUGGUACGCGCUGUCCUCGGCUCACACGUACCCACGCUUGCAUCGUCGCAGCAUGGCAGAUCGGCUUGGUCAGUCCUCGACAACACAAUCAAACAAAUGUACACCGCGGGUGCCGACCUCCGCUGGAUGGCGCACCAUGAUGACUUCGAGGCAUCGCACAACGUCUUGACCUUGCCAACUUAUAGCUGGGACUUGAAGGACUACUGGAUCGAGCUAGUCGAAGAGACAGAGAACGCUGGUGGACUUCGUCUGGUUGUCGAGUCCGACAUCACCCGGCCUGACCUGCGCCCGCUUGUGCAGGGACACGAAGUAGACGGAGUUCCUCUGUGCACGCCCUCGGUAUACGCGGGUAUUGCGCUGAGUCUAGGCACAUACUUGGCCCGGCGAUACCGCCCUGGUCAGGCAAAGGACACCGUAGAUGUGACAGACAUGACGAUACUCAAAAUGCUGAUACUGCAGCCCGAUGCAAAAGAACAGCUCAUGCAGGCCCAUGCCGACGUGGAGUGGUCAUCUGAAUCGGCUGUUAUCAAAUUCAUGUCCUUGGAUAAGAAGCAGAAUUUGCAGGAACAUGCCUGGUGCAGAAUCGUCUUCAAGGAUGGGUCUCUGCAACAGAGGGCCCAGAAGAACGUCCCUGAACUGAAGAAAAAGUUCCAGCAUCUCCGAGACGGUGUCAUUUCCGGGGCCGUCUCCCUCUACACCGGCGCCAUGUGCUAUCGUGCCAUCCGGCCGCUGGCACGCUUCCACCCGGAUUACCGGGCGGCCGGCGAGGUGCUCCUCGACAGCAACACCCUGGAGGCGGUCAGCCGUCUAAGCUUCUCCACGGUGAAGAGGGACGGCAACUUCCACACCCACCCAGGCGUGAUUGAUGCCCUGACCCAGUCGUGCGGUUUCAUCAUGAACUGCAAUGAAUUCGCGGACCCCGAUCUGGAAGAUCCAACAAGUUGCUCGGAAAAUUUUGAAAGUCAUCUUGUCCAUCGAAAGUGGUACCGCGUCCAAGGCUCAGAAGCAACUACCCAAACAGCUUCAUCCUCCAACCCCGGCUCCAACACCUACCUCUUCCUCAGACAAAGGCUGCACCCAAGGGACCUGCUGCCAAUCGUACUCAUAUCUGGUGUAUUCGCCAAGGCCUUGACAAUUGUGGCCGAAGAGAGCGGUAUCGCCGAGGCCGACUUGACAGACAGCACAAACUUCGCCGACGCCGGCGUUGACUCUCUGCUCUCGCUCGUCAUUGUUAGCCGGUUCAGGGAUGAGCUGGAGCUGGACAUCCAGCACGAGUCCCUGCUUAUCGAGUGUCCCACCGAGGGCGAGCUGAGGACAGCGCUUGUGGGAGACGAUCCUCCCGAAGAAAUGAGUCGACCAGUCGCGACUCUCAAGAAAGAAGAGAAACCAAACGCAAAUAGCGUGUCUCUGCAGCAGCACAUAUACACGCCGGCGGAAGUCUCCGCCCUGGCAGCCCGGGAGGAAGCCGUUGACAGGCUCGUCGCCAAGUACACGGACGGAUACUCGGGACCGGUAGCUCCUCCUGCAGCAGCGUCCGCGCCGAAGGAAGAUGAGAAGGUCGUUAUCAUCACGGGCGCUUCGGGAAGCUUAGGAUCGCACUUGGCCUGGCAAAUCGUACAGAUGCCCGACGUAAAGACGGUUAUUUGUGUGAACCGCCAGCACCGAGAGGAGCCCUUUAAGCGUCAGAUCAAGGCUAUGCGGGACAAAGGGAUCCGCUCCCCCGAGGCCCUGAAGCACAAGCUCGUCGUAUUCCAGACCGACACCUCGAAGCCCAUGCUGGGGCUCGGACCAGAUGAUUAUGAACGGCUCGUGAGCACGGCUACCCAUGUCAUCCACAGCGCCUGGCCCAUGAGCGGCAAGCGCGCCCUGGAAGGUUUCGAGCCACAGUUCCAAGUCAUGAGGAGCCUCAUCGACCUGGCCUGCAACGUCUCCUCCCAGCGCCCAGCGUCCUUCAAGUUCAGCUUCCAGAUGGUCUCGUCCAUCGGCGUCGUCGGCCUCUGCGGCAAGCGGGACAGCGACGCCAUGGCGAAGCAGGUCCUCGUGCCCGAGGAGCGGUUCGGCAUCGACUGCAUCCUCCCCAACGGCUACGGCGAUGCCAAGUGGGGCAGCGAGCGCAUGCUCGACGAGACGCUGCACAGGCGGCCCGACCGGUUCCGCGCCAUGGCCGUCCGCCUGGGCCAGAUCGCGGGCUCCAAGACGAGCGGCUACUGGAACCCCAUGGAGCACUUCGGCUUCGUCGUCAAGUCGUCGCAGACGCUGGGCGCCCUGCCCGACGUGCCCGGCGGCGAGCUGUACUGGACCCCCGUCAACGACAUGGCCGACACCCUCGCCGACCUGGUGCUCUCGGACCAUGAGCCCCACCGCUUCUAUCAUCUCGAGAACCCCUGGGGCCAGCCGUGGAAGGAGGUGAACGCGAUCCUGGCUGAUGCUGUGGGCAUUAAAGACAUCGUUCCCUUUGACGAGUGGGUCAAGCGUGUGGCGGCCGCUCCCCAGUGA
This is a messenger RNA of Diaporthe citri, 4101 nucleotides long. RefSeq lists its product as uncharacterized. Bases 1 to 4101 code for a protein of 1366 amino acids. Lineage: Eukaryota; Fungi; Ascomycota; Sordariomycetes; Diaporthales; Diaporthaceae. The transcript has 7 exons. The record is from RefSeq and is a predicted model, not a curated record. Gene Ontology annotation, molecular function: fatty acid synthase activity. Gene Ontology annotation, biological process: secondary metabolite biosynthetic process; fatty acid biosynthetic process.